GCUCUCCACCUUCCCCCCAACUUCCUUCCCCUGUUUCUUUCUCCAGGGAAAUCCCCGAGGUCUGGGGCCCCGGCCACCAUGGCCACUUUCCGGCAGGAAGAUGUGGAGGACCACUACGAGAUGGGGGAAGAGCUGGGCAGCGGCCAGUUCGCCAUCGUGCGCAAGUGCCGGCAGAAAGGCACCGGCAAGGAGUACGCGGCCAAGUUCAUCAAGAAGCGGCGCCUGUCGUCCAGCCGGCGCGGGGUGAGCCGCGAGGAGAUCGAGCGCGAGGUGAGCAUCCUGCGGGAGAUCCGGCACCCCAACAUCAUCACGCUGCACGACGUGUUCGAGAACAAGACGGACGUGGUGCUCAUCCUGGAGCUGGUGUCGGGCGGGGAGCUCUUCGACUUCCUGGCCGAGAAGGAGUCGCUCACCGAGGACGAGGCCACGCAGUUCCUCAAACAGAUCCUGGACGGCGUGGACUACCUGCACUCCAAGCGCAUCGCCCACUUCGACCUCAAGCCCGAAAACAUCAUGCUCCUGGACAAGAACGUGCCCAGCCCCCGGAUCAAGCUCAUCGACUUCGGCAUCGCCCACAAGAUCGAGGCAGGAAACGAGUUCAAGAAUAUUUUCGGCACCCCAGAGUUCGUGGCACCCGAGAUUGUCAACUACGAGCCCCUGGGCCUGGAGGCUGACAUGUGGAGCAUUGGCGUUAUCACCUACAUCCUUCUGAGCGGCGCUUCCCCGUUCCUGGGCGAGACCAAGCAGGAGACACUGACCAACAUCUCGGCUGUGAACUACGACUUCGACGAGGAGUAUUUCAGCAGCACCAGUGAGCUGGCCAAGGACUUCAUCCGCCGGUUGCUGGUCAAGGACCCCAAGAGGAGGAUGACCAUCGCCCAGAGCCUGGAGCACUCUUGGAUCAAGGCCAUCCGGAGGCGCAACGUGCGGCGCGAGGACAGCGGCAAGAAGCCGGAGCGGCGGCGGCUGCGGACGGCGCGCCUCAAGGAGUACACCAUCAAGUCGCACUCGAGCAUGCCGCCCAACCACAGCUACGUCAACUUCGAGCGCUUCUCCCGGGUGCUGGAGGAGGUGGCGGCGGCCGAGGAGGGCCUGCGCGGCCUGGAGCGCAGCCGGCGCCUGUGCCAGGAGGACGUGGCGGCGCUAGCGGCCGCGCAGGCCGAGCAGGAGGCCCGCUUCCGCGGCGAGCAGGAGGGCCUGGGCCAGGACCUGCGGCGGCUGCGCCAGGAGCUGCAGGCGGCCGAGGCGCAGCGGCGCCAGGCGCAGGAGGAGGCCAAGGGCGCGCUGCUGGGCGCCAACGGGCUCAAGCGCCGCUUCGGCCGCCUGGAGAACCGCUACGAGGCCCUGGCGCAGCAGCUGGCCUCCGAGAUGCGCUUCGUGCAGGACCUGGUGCGCGCCCUCGAGCAGGAGAAGCUGCAGGGCGGCCAGUGCGGGCUGCGCUAAGGCGCUCGGAAUGCGCACGCGCACGACCCGGGCGCGCGCACGCAUGACAGACCGCACCAU
This is a messenger RNA of Suncus etruscus (white-toothed pygmy shrew), 1503 nucleotides long. It is a transcript of the gene DAPK3, whose product is annotated as death associated protein kinase 3. Gene Ontology annotation, molecular function: protein serine/threonine kinase activity; ATP binding. NCBI's taxonomy places the organism in Eukaryota, Metazoa, Chordata, Mammalia, Eulipotyphla, Soricidae. The record is from RefSeq and is a predicted model, not a curated record. The transcript is spliced from 8 exons. Gene Ontology annotation, biological process: intracellular signal transduction; positive regulation of apoptotic process; protein phosphorylation. The coding region runs from base 79 to 1443 and encodes 454 amino acids. Gene Ontology annotation, cellular component: cytoplasm; nucleus.